UUUGCGGAAAUAAAUCGUAAGCGUGCCAUUUCCGAACAACAGGAGGUGGUGUCAAAACACUUUUAUAGCGCAUUUUAACAUUUUAAGGCAGCAAACGAUAUUGUUUAUUGUUUUGUAUUACGCCUGGUAAUAACUUACGUACCAGUAAUGUCCAAAUCGACAGCGAAGCACCCGAAAGAAAACGACUCAAAACAAUUGCCAAUCUACAAGCAUAAAGCUAAACUGGUACAAGCAGUGAAAGAAAGCACUUUUUUAGUGGUCACCGGUGAGACUGGCAGCGGAAAAACGACGCAGCUUCCACAGUAUUUGUACCAAGCAGGUUUUUGUAAAAAUGGCAACAUUUGCAUCACCCAGCCACGCCGGGUGGCUGCCAUCACUGUGGCACAGAGGGUUGCCCAUGAGAUGCAGUGCACUUUGGGAAGAGAGGUGGGCUACCAAGUGCGCUUUGACGACUGCACGACGCAGGACACCGUGUUGAAAUACAUGACUGAUGGCUGUUUGCUCAGAGAGGUCCUGGCAGACCCUGGACUGUCUCACUACAGUGUUGUGGUUUUGGAUGAGGUCCACGAACGAAGCCUCAACACCGACAUCCUCCUGGGUUUACUGAAGAAAGUCUUUUCUAAUCCAAAUGAAGCUAUGAAGGGCAGAGCUUUCCCAGUAAAGGUGGUGGUGAUGUCCGCCACCAUGGAAACAGACAAACUUUCAGCUUUUCUUGGUGACUGCCCUGUAUUUACUAUCCCUGGAAGGACUUUUCCUGUCACCUGCACGUUGGGCACUGCUGUGGGACCUAAAGACCUUCAAAGCACGGGCUAUGUGAAAGAGGUUGUGUCUGUGGCCCUGGAUGUUCACACCAGUGAGAAGGCUGGCGACAUUCUUGUGUUUUUAACAGGUCAAGUGGAGAUCGAACGGGCCUGUGACUUGCUGUUUGAGAAAGCAGAGUCUAUAGACUAUCGCUAUGAUGUACAGGACAAAACAGUGGAUGGGCUUCUUAUUUUACCCCUUUAUGGUUCCAUGCCAACUGAACAACAGCGGCAGAUCUUUCAGCCUCCUCCUCCGGGAAUAAGGAAAUGUGUGGUGGCCACCAACAUUGCUGCCACAUCUCUCACCAUCAAUGGCAUAAAGUACAUCAUAGACAGCGGCUUUGUGAAACAACUGAACCACAACUCCAGGGUGGGCAUGGACGUUUUGGAAGUGGUGCCAAUUUCAAAGAGUGAAGCUCAGCAGAGAGCGGGCCGAGCUGGAAGAACCUCAGCCGGCAAGUGUUUUCGCAUCUACACCAAGGAAUUCUGGGAGGAAUGCAUGCCAGAAUAUACCAUUCCUGAGAUCCAGAGGACGAGUCUGACUGCGGUGGUCCUCACUCUCAAGUGCCUGGGUGUUCAUGAUGUCAUUCGGUUCCCCUAUCUGGACCCGCCAGAAGAGAGGUUUAUCCUGGAAGCGUUGAAACAGCUCUACCAGUUUGAUGCUAUCGACAGGUUUGUUUGUGCACUCUUUGCCUUUUUUUUUGGUAUGCUUAGCGCAACCAAGUUGGUUCUCACAAGAGACUUGUUGUCUGCCAGGAGAGGUCGAGUGACUCUCCUGGGCGAACUGAUGGUGGAGUUCCCCCUGCAGCCGGGCCUCACCAGAGCCCUGCUCAAAGCCGCCUCACACGGCUGCCAGGACGUUCUGCUUCCCGUGGCUGCAAUGUUGUCCGUAGAGAAUAUCUUCAUCCGGCCUGGCCAUCCUGAGAAGCAGAAAGAGGCUGAUAAGUGUCACAGAGAACUGGCGGCUAGUAGCGGCGGUGUAAACGACUUUGGUACACUUCUUAGUGUGUUUCAACAGUGUAAAUCCAGCGAAAGACCUUCAAUGUGGUGCAAGGAGAAUUGGGUCCACUGGAGAGCGCUCAAGUCCGCUUUUAGUGUGGAGACUCAGCUUCGUGACAUCCUCCUCCGCUUGCAACAAAGGAGAGAUUUCCCUGUGGAUAAAUUUGAUGGCAAUAAGAAGGAACUCUUUAGACGGUGUCUGUGCAUGGGAUACUUCACCAAUGUUGCCAGAAGAUCUGUUGGCAAAGUAUUUUGCACAAUGGAUGGUCACGGGUCCAUGGUUCACAUUCAUCCAUCAUCAUCGUCGUUUGAGAGGGAGAUGGAGCUGGAUUGGAUUCUAUUCCAUGACGUGUUGGUGACAUCACGAGUGUACGUCAGGACGGUAUGUCCCAUCCGAUACGAGUGGGUGAAGGAUCUGCUGCCUAAAUUGCACGAGGUAGACGUUUAUGAACUAAGCAGCGUGGCCAGAGAAGAAGUCACUGAUGAAGAGGUUACCAGGUGGGAGACGAGGGAGGCCGCCAAAAGGCAAUCAGAGAUUUCGGCUGAGGAUGCCUUGAAGAAAGUGGAGAAGCGAAACGAUGAAAAUAGUGUCAGUGAUGCACGCGUUCGCUAUCUUCAGCGGAAGCUGCAAAGACAACAGAAUAAAGUUAUCUGAGAAUGUGUUUGUCCUAAUAGUGAGGAGAAUCAAUGUACUAGUUCAAAGACAGUACAGCGCAUUAGUAGGAUAGCAAAUGCAAAACUACGUUGCCAUAUGCAUGGAUGUAAUGGACCCGAUUUAGUGUCCAGCAAUUUCUAAUUACAUCCUGACAAUAGAUAUUUUUGAUACAUUUUUUAAUAAAGCAUAUAUCUUCAUACAUUC
Messenger RNA from Syngnathus typhle (broad-nosed pipefish), 2658 nucleotides. RefSeq names its product DEAH (Asp-Glu-Ala-His) box polypeptide 40 (gene dhx40). Lineage: Eukaryota; Metazoa; Chordata; Actinopteri; Syngnathiformes; Syngnathidae. The coding region runs from base 148 to 2454 and encodes 768 amino acids. The record is from RefSeq and is a predicted model, not a curated record. The transcript has 16 exons. Gene Ontology annotation, molecular function: RNA binding; ATP binding. Gene Ontology annotation, cellular component: intracellular anatomical structure.